ACUUCUGAGAGUUGAACGCGUUCCCCCCUCUCCAACAACCAAACCGAUUGAGAAACGGAUGUCGGAAAUCCCAUCUGACCUGGACCCAUCGCUAUUCUUCUCCGACUAUCUUCCUUCCGAUCACAUUGAAGAACCUUCCGCUGCGCCCCCAACCCCACCAAUAGAAUCAUAUUCGGACGACUUCGAAGCUUUAGAUCUAGUCAGGGAGGAGCGGUGCUCGCGUUUGACAGAGGAAGGGGUGGUUAUUCAACAUCGCCGGAGGGAUACAGUACCUGUUUUUAGAAGCAGCUCUCUACCUCCAGGUAUUUCCUUGCUAGUCAAGUUUCUAUCGGCUGCAGUAGGUUUCUGUGCUAACCCGGGCAGCGACCCCCACACGAAAAGGUGUACAUAGGCCCUCUCGGUUUUGGUACGAAGGUUUUGCUCAGGCAGAAUCUACUCUUUCGGAUACCAUCUCCUCACCAAGUCGGCGUAGGGUUCGUGGGCCAAUCGAAGAAUCAAUGACUCCUUAUCCUCGGUCUUCACCUCCGCUCGAGUCCACAAGUCCUCCAACUACGAAGAAAUCCAAACCCACACUAACCGAAGACAAUAGCUACAACGAAGAAUUUGCUUAUCCCGACUCUGAUGAAGAAGAGGCAUUGGAGGGACUAGGGAGCGCAUUGAGCUCGGGUGACAAUGAUUCUCAGAAUCUUCCUCCCACACUUCUCGAACAGCCGGCCACAGGGCCAAAAUCACCUCCUCCAAAGCCUGUAUUCAAUUUGCGCUUAUCUAGUGGCAUUUUCAGCAGAAAAUUUUCAGCUUCGGAAAACCCCGAAUACCAUCUAAAUGCGGCAGAGAAGGAUGCAGAGAAGAACAAGAUGACUUCUGAAGAGGUUGCAUCGAUUCUUGGAGUUCAACCUUUUCGACCGGAUGUUACCCCUCCGCCGCAACUUCCUUCACCCGAUGCAAAUAAAAGUAACUCCUUUGAGCCUUCCGCACAGACCAACUUUGCUUUACCUAUCCCCACGCCUUCAACCGUCCACAGUACAACGCAGUCUCAUACUUAUAUUCCCAUUCUCACUACAGACGGUGAGACAAUCCAAGUAAAGCAGAGACCAAAGAAGAGUUUCAGCGCGCGGGAUGAUUACCAUAUGUCUGAUGUUCCCAUCUUGGGUGAUAAGCCGUUGGAGCAGUCUGGUUCAUCUAAAAAUAUAUAUUUUGGCGUUGAUAUUCACACCUUACUCGAUGAAUACAAAAUAGAAAAAAAUAUUAUGAAAAAAACUCGUCACGAAGCGGAGCAUAAACCAUCCACAAACGCAAUGGCAGAAGGCCCAAAUAUCGCUUACCAGAAAACUCUUUUAUGGACGGAGAAAUAUCGAGCGAAACGCUUUACUGAUUUAGUGGGUGAUGAGCGUACGCAUCGACAAGUCCUUCGCUGGUUCAAGUCCUGGGAUAAAAUUGUGUUUCCAUCCGUGACAAACAGACCUGUGAAGAAUAAGGACGAAAACGAAAGUCGAGAGUUGAGAAAAAUUUUACUUAUCCAUGGGCCACCAGGACUUGGGAAAACGACUUUAGCCCAUGUCGCAGCUAGGCAAGCAGGCUACGACGUUGUCGAAGUCAACGCUUCAGAUGAGCGAAGUGCUGGUGUUGUGAAAGGGAGGAUUAAGGAUAUUUUGAGUAACGAGGGUGUCAAAGCUAUGGGCGCGAUAACAAGUGGAGCUAAGCAAAAAUUAUCUAGGGUCACAAUGGGGAAACCAGUUUGUCUGGUCGUCGACGAGAUCGAUGGUGUGGCCGGCGGUGGAGGUGCAGGUGCCAAUGAGGGGGGGUUUAUCAAAGCCUUGAUAGACCUCGUUCUUACAGACCAAAAGUUGGAUAACAUCGCCGAAGGGGUGACAAAGAAGAAAGGCCGCAGAAAUGGUGAUAGUUUCAAGCUCCAGAGACCUAUCGUGGCUGUCUGCAACGACCUCUACGCCCCUGCGCUCAAGGCUCUGAGGUCUCUGGCUGAAAUAGUACACAUGCGAAAACCGCCAGUUGGGCCGAUAGUCGGAAGGCUAAAAUCGAUUCUUGAACAUGAAGGUUUUAGAACUGAGGACGGCGCUGUUCGCCGGCUGGUAGAGCUUUCAUGUAUGGGUGGCAACUCUACAGGCAAGGCUGCGGGAGAUAUGCGAGCAGCUGUGGUUGGGUGCGAGUGGAUAGCUUGUAGGCUGAGAUCAGCGGCAACAAAAUGUGGUGAUGACUCCAAAUCUCGGAGGGAAAUGAGGAUUCUGACCCGGAAGAUUGUUGAGGAGGAGUUUGGAGACGGGGGCUUGGGCGAGGGAGAUGGGAAAAGUGGAGGAGGCGGAAGAGGCAAUAUCAGAGAAGCCGUUGAGAGAGUCUUCUACAAUGACCCAGCGACAAAAAGAGCCGGCUUUACAGACACACGGGUGAAGAGGACGAGCGGGGAAAAGCUACGAGAGCUCGUCGAGGGGCUAGGAGAGUUUGACAAAAUCAUGAUGGACUGUUUCACUACAUAUCCUACGCGUCCAUACAAUGAUGAUUCCUUGUUAACCAAACCAAAUGCAGCGUCGGAGUGGUUAUAUUUCUCUGACCUUAUUUCAUCUCGCGUUUUUCAAGAGCAGGAGUAUGAGCUCACAGGGUACCUCUCACAGCCUAUCCUUGCCUUCCAUAACCUUUUCUGCAGCCCCAAGCGACAGAAAUCGACCACCGGCAGGUACGGCAGCCAGUUUGAGGAAGAAGUCGAUCCACCGCCCUUCUCAGGGUUUGCAGCAGAAUGGGAAGUUAGAGAAGGGAUUAAGGAGAAUAAGGCCCUGAUACAAAGUGUUCAUUCAUGUCUUGGAGGAAUCCGCCUUCAUCAAUGUUUCAAGAGCUCUGGAAGCAUUGCUAUGGAGCUGGCACCCUGGGUUGCCCGGAUACUCUCGCCCUCCGUUAAACCCGUAGUUGUCGGCGGCUCAGGGUCUACCGGAGGAAUAGCGAGUGUACGGAAGGAAAGCGAGAAAAAGCUGGUGAGCAGAGGGGUAGAAGUAAUGUGUGGCAUGGGAAUCGAGUUCGAGAAGGUUAGAGUGGAGGGCAUGACCACCCUUGGCUCAGGUUGGAUAUACAGGAUGGAACCGUAUGUAAACCGUAAACUGCUAAUACUUCAAUUUAACUGACACUGUUUUCACAGGCCAAUCGACACUCUAUCUGUAUAUCCCACCCUCGCAAUCUCUACAGAAUCAGCUCCAGCCCCUGUGAGAUACGCAGUCCGCCAAGUUCUUGAUCAAGAGCACAAGAAAGAACUCCUCCGCCGCCGCGAGCUUGCCCGCCAGUCACGCAUGGGUGUGUCCAACGAUAUCCCUCAACUCAAAAAACCUACCGCCACGCCUAAUACUCCGAACUUGAAAAGGAAGGUCAGAGAAAUCAAGAAAGACUUCUUCGGGCGUAUUGUCACACGGGCGGAUGAGGAAGAUACAGAGGAGGGGAGAAAGAAAAGGCGCAAAGAUGAGAAGGACGAGAAGGCGGAGGAGCAGAAGGUCUGGGUGAGCUUUCACGAAGGGUUCUCAAACGCUGUUAGGAAGGGAAUCACGUUAGACGAGUUGAUGAAUGGUCUGAUGUAAUUGCCAAAGGGUUGAUUGGAUUAUGACUAGUUUGAGAUGUAUGAUAAUGAGGUUAGCAUGUGUACAGUUUAGACCUCAUAUUGCACCAUUUCUUCACCCAG
Tuber aestivum (summer truffle) is the source of this 3670-nucleotide messenger RNA. The record is from the annotation of a GenBank genome assembly. NCBI's taxonomy places the organism in Eukaryota, Fungi, Ascomycota, Pezizomycetes, Pezizales, Tuberaceae.